Messenger RNA from Catharus ustulatus (Swainson's thrush), 3385 nucleotides. Its product is annotated as ubiquitin carboxyl-terminal hydrolase CYLD-like. The record is from RefSeq and is a predicted model, not a curated record. NCBI's taxonomy places the organism in Eukaryota, Metazoa, Chordata, Aves, Passeriformes, Turdidae. Gene Ontology annotation, biological process: protein K63-linked deubiquitination. Gene Ontology annotation, molecular function: K63-linked deubiquitinase activity; cysteine-type deubiquitinase activity. The transcript is spliced from 15 exons. Gene Ontology annotation, cellular component: cytosol. Bases 181 to 2538 code for a protein of 785 amino acids.
GGGUCGAGCCCGAACCCCGCUCGGAGCCCUGGGAAUGGGAAUUAAUUCCCAUAAAUCGGAGGAAAUUUGGAAUAUUCUGGUGCAAAUACCCGAGUUACCACUGGGUUUGAUGAAGACAAGGGUUCGUUGCUUUGUUUCCGCGAGGAAAAUGGUUUAUUUGGGGGUUUUGGGGAAUCUGCCAUGUCCAACCACCCUCCAGCAGCGGACGGGAAUUGCUUCUACAUCCUGACUGAGGACUGUGCCUAUGGAAACAAGUAUUUCCAAGCUGGGAACUUGUGCUUCUGCAGCGAGAGGAGCUACCUGCGGAAUUUUUCCGAGGAUGGGCCUCCAGCUUGCUUCCUGAAGGUGAUCAUGCUGGAUGACAGCUCCACAGUCACCAUCAACCUGGAAAUCCUGCAGCCCGUGCGCCAGGAAGCUGCCGGAUUCCUCCUGGCCAUCGGGAGCCACAGCGAGCGCUUGGAUUUUUUCCUGGAGAGGCUGAGCCUGGAAGGAGCUCUCCGAGCCGUGCCAGGUCAAAAUGUGAUGGUGGAGGUGGAGAGGGAAUUUUUCCCGGGAGUCGUGCGCUACAUCGGGAGCAUCUACAAGCCCAGCUUGGCUGCGCUGACUCCGGUGUUUUUCGGGGUGGAAUUGCAGGGAGAGGGGGAAAACAGAGGGAGAAGUGAUGGAUCCUACCACGGCACUGAGUACUUCAAGUGCAAGAGGAACUGCGGGAUCUUCCUGCCCUUCAGCAAAAUCCAGUUUAUUCCCACAUCAGGCAACGAUUAUGGGAAGCAGAAGCCGGGAAAACAGGACACAGAGGAGGAGGUUCCUGUGAAAGUGGGAGAUGCUGUCAGCUUCUAUGUGGAUGAGAUUCCCACCAAAGGAAUUGCCAUGGCAGUCUACAGGGAAGGGAGCCAAUGGUUCGUGAAGGUUUGCCCGGAAGAAGAAGGAACAACUGACAUUUUCAGGGAAAUCCCCAUGGAGUCUGUUGUGAAGGAGAGCUUGCAAAGUUUUUUCCCAACGUUUGAAUCCGACGUGGGCUUUGGAAAAGCAAACCAAGUGAAACAAGAGAUCAGCGAGAGCAGCGAGGAGGGGGAAGGUGGGAAUUCACCCCUGGAAGUGAAUUCCAUGGUCCAGAUUACCUUGGACAAAGGGAAUCAAGUUUCAGGAAUCAUCCGCUGGGUGGGCUACCUGCCCCAAAUCAAGGAAAAAAUGGCUGGAAUUGAACUGGAUGAAGACAAGGGGGUCACAGCUGGAGAGUGGCUGGGCAAGUCCUACUUCCACUGCUCCCCGAAGCGCGGCCUCUUCGUGAGGCUGAACUCCUGCCAGCCCGACGUGCGCUUCCAGAGCUUUCCCAACUCUGCCCUGUCCCUCGGGGAUUACAGAGGACAAGAAGUUCUUCCAGAGGGUCCAGAGAGUUUUCCUCCCCUCAGGAAGGAGGCAGCAGUCCGUGUUCUCCAAGGGCGGAUGAAGGGCAUCCAAGGCCAUUGUAAUUCCUGCUACAUGGAUGCAGCUCUCUUCAGCCUCUUCUCCUGUACCUCUGUGCUGGACUCCAUGCUCUUCAUGCCCUUCCCACUGUGUGACAGGAAUGUCCAGGGAAUUCUGAGGGAUGAGAUCGUCAAUCCCCUCCGAAGGACUGGCUUUGUCAGGGCCAGCAGUGUGAUGCACCUCCGGGAGCAGCUCACGGACAAGGGCCAGUGCUCCAGCUUUACCAAUGCUGAGAAAGAUCCUGAGGAGUUCCUCAAUCUCAUAAUGCAGCAGAUCCUGGGAAUUGAGCCACUAUUGAAACUCCAGUCAGGAGGCCAGAAGGAGCAGGAGUGUUACUGCUACCAGAUAUUUAUGGAUAAACAGGAGGAUUUGGUGGUUCCUGACGUGCAGCAGUUGGUGGAACGCUCCUUCCUGUCCUCAGAUCUGAAGCUGGUGGAGAUCCCAUCUUGCUUCAUUAUCCAAAUGCCACGUUUUGGGAAGGAAUAUAAGAUGUUCAGCAAAAUUAUCCCUUCCUUGGAGCUGGAUAUAACAGAUCUGCUGCUGGACAGUCCUAGGGAAUGCUGCCUGUGUGGAGAUGUUGCCACUCUGGAAUGCUCAGAGUGUUUCAAGGACAAGGUGUUUGCAGCCACAGGCCUGAAGCAGUUCUGCAACUCCUGCUCCAGACAGGUUCACUCCCAUCGCCGCCGCAAGGCGCACAAACCCAGGAGGCUGCACAUUCCAGAGGAAUUCCAGAGCUGGAGUGCCCGAGGCUGCCAGCAGGUCCCACGGGAGAAGCUGGAGCUGUUUGCAGUGCUCUGCAUCGAGACCAGUCACUACGUGUCCUUCGUGAAAUACGGCCCUGGGAACGAGCACUGGAUGUUCUUCGACAGCAUGGCCGACCGGCACGGUGGUGAAAAUGGCUUCAACAUUCCCACGGUGACGCUGUGCCCAGAAGUUGCCAAAUACCUGGAUUUGCCCCUGGCUGUGCUGGCCCUGGAGCAGCCUCGGGACAUGGAUGGGGUGGCCAAACGUCUCUUUUGUGAUGCCUACAUGUACCUGUACCAGAGCAGGAAAAUGGCACUUUACAAGUGACACCACCCCGGGUCCAUGUCACAGAGCAACAUCAGCAGUGAGAUUUUGGAUCAUCCCAGAAGGUGGAAGCAGCAGAGUCUGGAUGUUCUGAGCUGCCUCUUCUUGGUGUCAAAUUAUCCACGUCAGGCUGGGUUUGUUAAAUCCUGGCUUUAUCCAGUGGUAGUUGGUCCUUGGGCACAGCUGGACUUGGAAUUAUUGAUGCUCAAAUUCAUUUUUAUUCCCCACAUUCCACAAUUCUCCCUCUCCAGGUACUCUGCAGCUGGAGUGUCCCCCCAUCCUUGUUUCCCUUCCCUCCAAAGCUGGGGACCAGCAGAAAUCAGAGCACAAGGAAUUACCCACAGGUUUACCAGGAAACCACAAUCUUUCCUUAAACAUCCUCACCUGGAUUUGUGGAGUGAGGAAAAUCAAGUCAGGAUCGAUUUUUCCUCACCUGUGUCCCUCAAUUCCCUGCACUUCCCUUAUCCAGCACUAACUGGCACUUUUACCCACCACCCCUUAUUUCCAAUCAUGGAUAUCCUGAGCUGAAGCUAUGCUUUAAAAAUAAGAUAUUUUUCCGAGAACAAAACUGGAAGAUGGGAGCAAAGGAGCAACAUUUGGGCUCCUACUACUUCCUCUUUUUUUGCAAAAUCUGCACAGGAUUCAGUAUUCCAGCCUCACUUUUAGCACUUUCUGUCCCAUCUUUGCUUCCACUUCAAAGUUCUGGGAUCAAAUACCAGAAUUCCAAGGGCAAAAAUGGAAAAAAAAAAGAGCACUCUGGGAUUUUCUGUAGGAAGUUUUAGGGUUUGGGUGGGAACUGGUGUUCCUUAAGUUAAAUAAAUUUGUAAACUUGGGGGUUCUCUGCUAUUAA